Molecule: messenger RNA, 2305 nt
Organism: Verruconis gallopava
Lineage: Eukaryota; Fungi; Ascomycota; Dothideomycetes; Venturiales; Sympoventuriaceae
Exons: 1
Coding region: 481-2220 (579 amino acids)
Source: RefSeq, a predicted model, not a curated record
CUGAUACCGCUAGGAUGUUAUCUAGUCGCUUUGAAAGCGACCCACAGGAUUAUGAUGCUGACAUAUUGAAUGAGCAAUCGCUUUCCAUCGAACGAACUAAUGCCCGACAUCGGAUUCAUAGCUUUCCUGUGCCGUUAGGAUGGUUCAAAAGCAAGGCAAGAUCGAGCAGAGUUUCACUGUCUACGACUUUGACAUUCGCUCUUGCAAAUGGACUGGAUGUUGGUUGACACAUGGGAUGCAACUGUUUCACAUCCUGCAUAUUGCGCCGCUGAAUAGCCGCUGGGUAUCUGUACAGCCGCCGCAGUCAUGUUUUAUUCCCUUUCCGGACCAACGUAGCGCUGAAACAGCAAUGCGAUCGAUUUUGGGCCUUUUUCGAAUGUGAAAAAUAUAACCCUUUUUAUCUUGAACGAGUUUGUCAUUCUCCAUGUGCUACGUCCACCACGUUUCGUUUUGACUUUAAUAGCUUAAUUGCUUGUGAGGAUGGAUGAUAGCUGCCUAGGUGCAGCUCCGGAUGGCUCUCAGUACAUUUUUUCCCCCCUAGAACGAAACGACAGCAUCCGCAUCCUCGUAAUACAUCCCGGACCAUGGGAAUCUCCCAUUUCUUGUCACCUUCGUGAAUGGCAUCCGUCACAUUCUCAAUCAACAGCGUACGAGGCUAUAUCCUAUGUUUGGGGGGAUGGCCAGCCUUCGAAACCCAUCUAUCUCGACGGCCACGUCCUCCUUGUUCGGGACAAUCUCUAUACUAUCCUGAGAUAUAUGCGCAACGUCGAUGCUCAGAGGACGAUAUGGGUCGAUACUUUGUGCAUCGACCAGGAUAACAUCGAAGAAAGAAAUGCACAAGUGAAAGACAUGCCCAACAUAUACAGACGCGCCCAAAGAACGCUGGUAUGGCUGAAGGAAAAGGAAUAUCAGGACUUGCCUGUCAUCGAGGCCUUGCACGCUCUUGAGCGGAUGUUGAGCUUACCAGCUGAAGAACGGAUUAGAGCAAUGGAUGACUUUGCAACACACCUUGACAACACACGAGAUAUCAAUGGCCUUGCGCAGUCCUUUCAUGGCCUACUCAGCGUACCUUGGUUUCACCGUGUGUGGAUCGUACAAGAGUUCAGCAUAUCUCCGAGGGUUCUCUUUAUGUGCAGUCACGAUACUUUCUCAGCAGAGGCGAUGGACCAGCUGCAAGAUAUUGUGUUAAGGAAAACCAUCGGCAACCAAGUCUGCUCCUUUUAUACGCUGUACACGUCGAUUGUGCCUCUCAGGACGCUACUCGUUCUCCGGAACGAUCAGCAACACGUUGGUCACGUGGGCUUCUCUGAAGUCUUUCGCAUCACGAGUAGAGGCUAUAAAGCAACGGAUCCUCGAGAUCGUGUUUUCUCGCUAUACGGUCUUUGUAGCCCAGAGGACGUACCAUGCUCGGUCGAUUAUAAGCUCGGAAUCGCAGAGGUUUUUCAAAAUGCUGUAGCGUGGUGUUUACGGUCUAGUGCUGUUCUUGAAGACAUGUUAGCACUAACAAUUCAACACCCCGUUAGAGAAGAUUGGCCUUCCUGGGUCCCAGACGUGUCAGUAGAUGCGCCCACGAUGACGUCAUAUGUUCAAGACCAUUUCUGCGCUGGAGGCUCAAAAGACACGCGAGCGGUUGCGAGAACAGAUGGGAACGUUCUAAUAAUUGAUGCUGGAUAUUUUUUGGACGAUGUAGAGCACAUAUACAAUCUAGACGUGCCUGGAAUCCUUGAGCUGAGCUAUCAACGACGCGAAGCGAUCAAAAAUAUUGUGAUCGAUUCCCAGACUAGCUAUCCCACUGGGGAGAGUCUAGCUCACGUUUUUUGGAGACUGCUCAUUGCCGAUACCGCAAAUGGCGACGAUCCAAAACGCGCAGAGGUCGGUUUUGGCGAUAGCUAUCUGGAUCCUCGUGUCCUGGAUUAUCCUUUUGAGGGCGAAGAGGAAGCUGAGGACUCCCUGGAUGAUAUAAAGUUGGCUUAUUUGGAGCUAAUGGCACCGCAGGAGCUCGUACGGUUAUGCAGGACCAAAAAAGGAUAUCUAGGCUGGGUGUGCCCAGAGGUACAGGUAGGAGAUAAGAUGUGUUUGUUUAAGGGUUUCAGAGCACCGUGGGUGUUGAGAAUGAGAGAGACAUCCCGUUUAGUCGGUUCAGCCUAUGUUCACGGGUACAUGUAUGGAGAAGCUCUUAUAUCGAAUGAGGUUGAGUGGUGCGAAGUACGAAUAUCUUGAGUAGUAAAUUUGUGUCCCGUGGCUGCUUCACGAAUUAGAAUUGGUUGGUUAAAAGUGCAAGCUGGUAUUAAACACAACGUAGCAC